AUGGAGUUCACGGGGCUGCGGCUGCCGCUGGGGCGAGAGUACGCGGCCGAGGCGCCUGCUGAGCAGGGCGGGGUGGGCAGCCGGUACGCCUUCCGCCAGCGCUGGUACUCCACGCUGCCAGACACGCUGGACAACCAGCUGAGGGUCAACCUGGGGCUGGGCAUGCCGCGCGACGCCAUCAUCGCCGACCGCGCCUUCAACACCCGCCAGGCCACCGACGCGUUCCUGGGGUGGGCGGCGGUGGAGGGCGUGGAGUACGACCCGCGGGACGCGCCGCUGCGCGCCACGGUGGAGCUGUCCCGCGUGGCUCCCGACGCCUCCCCCCUGCCGCCCCGCCGCCUCGAGCUGUACAUCAACAACCUGGCCUCGGACGGGUCCACCGAGGGGCAGGGGCAGGAGGCGGGGGACGUCGCCUUCUAUGCUAGCGAGCUGUGCCGCCAGUGCCUCUACCUGCCCAUGCCCAUGCGCCUGCCCGUGCCCAUGCCCGUGCCCAUGCAGGUGCUGGUGGGGGCGCGCCAGGUGGAGGUGAAGGAUUACGAGGUGAUGCACAGCUGGCGCCAGCUGGCGCCCGGCCUGGUUCAGGGCCGCCAGCGCAGCUGCCUCUACCUGCAGCCGCAGGAGCGGCGCUACUUCUCCGCCGCGGGCCGCGCCGUGGCGGUCUACGACUACCGGUUUUCGAUGCGGCGGGUGGCGCCCGAGGCGGAUGCGCCGGCGGGGGCGGUGGCAUGCGUACCCACGCCUAAAGAUGUGAUUCAGUGCGUGUGA
Molecule: messenger RNA, 765 nt
Organism: Chlorella variabilis
Lineage: Eukaryota; Viridiplantae; Chlorophyta; Trebouxiophyceae; Chlorellales; Chlorellaceae
Exons: 5
Coding region: 1-765 (254 amino acids)
Source: RefSeq, a predicted model, not a curated record